AUGCCCGUACCAUCAGCUGCGGGAGAUUUGCCGCUUGGCUAUCGCUUGGAGCCAACCGUCCCUACCACUACGGAAUAUCGCAACCUCCGCAAGGUAGCGGGCCUCACUCCCGUCACCGAGGCACAAGCUGCCCGGGUGGCGUCCGGCAGCUGGUAUGGCUGCCACAUCACCUAUCGCAAGAAUGGCGAUGACCAUCCUCGAGCUGUUGCGAUGGGUAGAAUCAUUGGCGAUGGCGGAUGGUACUUUCACAUUGCAGACAUGGCAACGCUGCCGGAGCACCAGAGGAAGGGGCUUGGGGGUUUCGUCUUGCACCACUUACUGGCAUACAUCGAGGAUAACAAGCCUGAAGAUGGGAAUCCAUUCAUAAAUCUGUUUGCGGACCCACCUGGGCGGAGGCUAUACGAAAACAACGGAUUUGUUGCGGUUGAACGCUUCAAUGAGCUCGGAAUGGUCCUGCCGCGCAACAGGAAGCUUGAAAAUUGA
Molecule: messenger RNA, 483 nt
Organism: Diaporthe citri
Lineage: Eukaryota; Fungi; Ascomycota; Sordariomycetes; Diaporthales; Diaporthaceae
Exons: 1
Coding region: 1-483 (160 amino acids)
Molecular function (GO): acyltransferase activity, transferring groups other than amino-acyl groups
Source: RefSeq, a predicted model, not a curated record